AAAACCAGUGACCACUCCAGCUCCGCCGAAAGUGUGUCCACCAGGCACCACCGGAGUGUACCCUAACUGCCAAACACCUCGUUGUGCUCCAGGUCUGAUUGGCCAAUAUCCAAAUUGCUAUCCGCCAACAACCACGACUCCGCGGCCAACACCUCCACCUCAAUGUCCACCAGGCUAUCUAGGAAAUUAUCCCAACUGCUAUACAACUACUCCACGUCCAAUUACGACAACUCCUAAGCCCGUCUGCCCACCAGGUCUAAUUGGCCAAUAUCCAAAUUGCUAUGCACAAACGACAACUCCACGGCCAACACCGCCACCCCAAUGUCCAGCAGGCACCACCGGAGUGUACCCUAACUGCCAAACACCUCGUUGUGCCCCAGGUCUACUUGGCCAAUAUCCCAAUUGCUAUCCAGCAACCACGACUCCACGACCAACACCUCCACCUCAAUGUCAACCAGGCUACCUAGGAACUUAUCCCAAUUGCUAUCCACCAACGACCACUCCACGGCCAACACUUCCACCUCAAUGCCCAGCAG
Sitodiplosis mosellana (orange wheat blossom midge) is the source of this 536-nucleotide messenger RNA. RefSeq names its product late cornified envelope-like proline-rich protein 1. The annotation marks the transcript as partial. The record is from RefSeq and is a predicted model, not a curated record. Lineage: Eukaryota; Metazoa; Arthropoda; Insecta; Diptera; Cecidomyiidae. The transcript is spliced from 7 exons.